Messenger RNA from Poeciliopsis prolifica (blackstripe livebearer), 2187 nucleotides. It is a transcript of the gene cdc7, whose product is annotated as cell division cycle 7 homolog (S. cerevisiae). Gene Ontology annotation, biological process: mitotic DNA damage checkpoint signaling; protein phosphorylation. Lineage: Eukaryota; Metazoa; Chordata; Actinopteri; Cyprinodontiformes; Poeciliidae. The transcript is spliced from 12 exons. Gene Ontology annotation, molecular function: protein serine/threonine kinase activity; ATP binding. The coding region runs from base 189 to 2024 and encodes 611 amino acids. Gene Ontology annotation, cellular component: nucleus. The record is from RefSeq and is a predicted model, not a curated record.
UUUAGCGCGGAGUUUGUUGUCGGCGGAAGAGGCUCUGUCAAAGUUACAAUAAAGUGUUUAAGUCGACUUUACCACAAAUAAACUUCCAAAGUUAACAUUAAACUGAGGAGAGAAUACGUAAAGACGAUAUGGCGGAUUAAUGAAACCCGUAUUUUCAAUUCUGUGACUUUCAAUAACCAAGUGAAGCGAUGGAGCUUUCUCCUGUCUGCUCUGAGGACAUCAGCUCACAUGGAGGCAUUUUGAAAUCAGACACAGCUCACAGGAAAAGAAAAAUCUCAAAGGAUGUGGAGCUGGAUAUUGAGUCCCUGUACAAAGCUGUCCCUCAGCUCUCCAAAGUGUUUCACAUCACAGACAAAAUUGGAGAAGGCACCUUCAGCUCAGUGUACUUGGGUGAAGCCCAGAUGCGUGAUGGGAGAAAAGAGAUGUUUGCACUGAAGCAUCUCAUCCCCACCAGCCAUCCGACACGCAUCGCUGCUGAACUUCAGUGUCUGACUUUGGCAGGCGGCAGGGAGAAUGUGAUGGGAGUGACGUACUGCUUCAGGAAGGCGGACCACGUUGUAAUCGUAAUGCCAUACAUGGAGCAUCAACCUAUUGUGGACAUCAUCGGGUCACUGAGCUAUGAAGAGGUCCGUCUGUACAUCUACCACCUGCUGAAAGCUCUGAAACACAUCCAUCAGUUUGGGAUCAUCCAUCGGGACAUUAAGCCAAACAAUUUCCUCUACAACAGGAAGCAAAGAAUGUAUGCGCUUGUGGACUUCGGCUUGGCUCAGGGAACCGCUGACUCCCAGAUUGAGCUGCUGAAGGUGAUGAGACAGAAGCCAUCACAGAAAGGUGGAGGGCUGCCAGGGAAACGGGAAGCAGCACAAAGAAGCAGAGCAUUUCCUAAACCCCCUGUUAAGACCAGCACCGCUCCAACUUCACUAGCUCUACCGCCACACCAAUCAGUACCUUCUACCUCCUCUUCUUCCUCCUCUCCCUGCAUCACCACAUCCUCCCCAGCACCUGGGAAAGCACUGGUUAGAAAAGCACGGGCCACCUCCACCUCCUACUCUCGAACAAAACUCACAAAGGAUUUGGCAGGACUCCGCAGAGUUCCUCGACCAGUGUUUGGAGAGAGAAAUUUGAACAGCUGCACACCAGCGCCCCCUACCUCUAAGCAUGCACCACUUAAGACUGAAUCGCUAAAAGCCAAGAAGACAGCGGAUGCAGCCAGCUACAAACAUGCUUCAGCCAACCGGGGCCUGGUGUCGGUCAGGACGUCCAGCAGCAGCCAGAAACCACAGCGGGCCCCUCAGCAGGGCCUCACAUGUAACUGCUACCUCACUGAUCGCGUCUGCAACGUCUGCCUGGCCAGAAAGCAGCAGGUUGCACCAAGAGCGGGGACUCCCGGUUUCAGAGCACCAGAAGUCCUGACCAAAUGUCCCAACCAAGGCACAGCCAUAGACAUGUGGUCGGCUGGUGUGAUCCUGCUGUCCCUGCUCAGUGGCCGCUACCCCUUCUUUAAAGCCAGCGACGAUCUGAUUGCCCUCGCACAGAUCAUGACCAUUAGAGGCUCCAGAGAGACCAUUCAGGCUGCAAAGACAUUUGGAAAAGCAGUGGUGUGCAGCCGGGAGCUUCCUCGCCAGGACCUCAGGACGCUUUGUGAGACGCUGAGAGGACGGCGGUCUUCAGCGGACGUCACCACGGUUCCAGAAGCAGGUGGAGAGACGUCCGCCGCCCGCAGGAGCACAGACCAAGAUGAAACUCCAACACCCUGGCCCAACGGCCCUCAGCUCAGCACGCACAAAGAAGAAGUCAGUGAAACUUGCCCAGAGCAACACAGACGUUCAGGUAGCAGCAAAGCCCCAACCAAUCAGAGCUUCCUGUCAGAAAGUAAAGUGGGGAAUGAUAAGAAGGGCUGGGACAGGGUUCCUGACGAGGCCUUUGACCUUUUGGAUCUGCUGCUGGACCUAAACCCCUCCACGAGGAUCACAGCUGCUGACGCUCUGCAGCAUCCUCUCUUUAAGGAUCUGUCAGCAGGAUGAGAGCGUGUGGCUCUCCAGGCUGGGAUUAGAACUCUUAAUGAAUAAAUAGUUCACAUGAUUGUUUAGCAGGGUAAGAGUUCAUAUUGGAAUGAAGAAGUUAUCUAAGAAGAAGACUUUAAAAUAAAACAUUGGUGUAAAUAAAGUUUAGACAUUUUUCAUGGCA